Messenger RNA from Nyctereutes procyonoides (raccoon dog), 3885 nucleotides. RefSeq names its product estrogen related receptor gamma (gene ESRRG). Gene Ontology annotation, molecular function: sequence-specific DNA binding; zinc ion binding; nuclear steroid receptor activity. Gene Ontology annotation, cellular component: nucleus. Lineage: Eukaryota; Metazoa; Chordata; Mammalia; Carnivora; Canidae. The coding region runs from base 650 to 1957 and encodes 435 amino acids. The transcript is spliced from 9 exons. The record is from RefSeq and is a predicted model, not a curated record. Gene Ontology annotation, biological process: regulation of DNA-templated transcription; retinoic acid receptor signaling pathway.
UCAAAUCAUGACAGUGCCGGGAAAUGUCAUUUUUUUUUAAAAAAAAAAAAAGCACAGAUAUUUAUUCUUAAAAAGACAGAGGGAGAGAGACAGGCAUGCAAACAGAAACGUGCACAUACCACGUAGCCACCCGAGGAGAACCUGGCGGCCUCGCUCUUCUGCUGCCAAGUUAUCAUUGAGAAAACAGACAGGCAUCGUGACGUCCCGGGUCACAGCGAGUGCGGAUCGACGCUACCAAGAGCGAAGGGAGGCGCCUCCGCGCUCCGGCUAGCCGCGGGCGCCCCUCUGGCCCUCGCCGCCCGGCUCGGUGAGUGCAGCGCCGCUCGGGACGCGGACCCCGGGGGCCAGGCCGGGCCCGCGCCCGCGGGGGCAGCGCGGGGGGCCGUGCCCUUGCCGCCCGCCGGCCGCCCAGCACCCCCUCGCCGGCUGAGGUCGCGGGAGCCCAGCUAAAGGAGGCGUGUAGCUGACAAUUUACUGGCUCAUCAAUGAAACAAUAUUAAAUUAUGAAGAUGUAAGGAAAAAAUCCUUCGCUAACAUUGUUGCAGUUUGAAAGCUGUGUCUGUAUUGAAAAAAAGGACAGUUCGGAGCGUGCUGGCAUUUUGCUCCCUCCACAUCCAGCUCCCAUUCCUACUAGAGGCUUCUCUGCAGAAUGUCAAACAAAGAUCGACACAUUGAUUCCAGCUGUUCGUCCUUCAUCAAGACGGAACCCUCCAGCCCGGCCUCCCUGACGGACAGCGUCAACCACCACAGCCCAGGUGGCUCUUCAGACGCCAGCGGGAGCUACAGUUCAACCAUGAAUGGCCAUCAGAACGGACUUGACUCGCCACCUCUCUACCCUUCUGCUCCUAUCCUAGGAGGUAGUGGGCCUGUCAGGAAACUGUAUGAUGACUGCUCCAGCACCAUUGUUGAAGAUCCCCAGACCAAGUGUGAAUACAUGCUCAACUCGAUGCCCAAGAGACUGUGUUUAGUGUGUGGUGACAUCGCUUCUGGGUACCAUUAUGGGGUAGCAUCAUGUGAAGCCUGCAAGGCAUUCUUCAAGAGGACGAUUCAAGGUAAUAUAGAAUAUAGCUGCCCUGCCACGAAUGAAUGUGAAAUCACAAAGCGCAGACGUAAAUCCUGCCAGGCUUGCCGCUUCAUGAAGUGUUUAAAAGUGGGCAUGCUGAAAGAAGGGGUGCGUCUUGACAGAGUACGCGGAGGUCGGCAGAAGUACAAGCGCAGAAUAGAUGCGGAGAACAGCCCCUACCUGAACCCUCAGCUGGUUCAGCCAGCCAAAAAGCCAUAUAACAAGAUUGUCUCACAUUUGUUGGUGGCCGAACCGGAGAAGAUCUAUGCCAUGCCUGAUCCUACUGUCCCUGACAGUGACAUCAAAGCCCUCACUACACUGUGUGACUUGGCUGACCGGGAGUUGGUGGUUAUCAUUGGAUGGGCGAAGCAUAUUCCAGGCUUCUCCACGCUGUCCCUGGCGGACCAGAUGAGCCUUCUGCAGAGUGCUUGGAUGGAAAUUUUGAUCCUUGGUGUCGUAUACCGAUCUCUUUCAUUCGAGGAUGAACUUGUCUAUGCCGAUGAUUAUAUAAUGGAUGAAGACCAGUCCAAAUUAGCAGGCCUUCUUGACCUAAAUAAUGCUAUCCUGCAGCUGGUAAAGAAAUACAAGAGCAUGAAGCUGGAGAAAGAAGAAUUUGUCACCCUCAAAGCAAUAGCUCUUGCUAAUUCAGACUCCAUGCACAUAGAGGACGUGGAGGCCGUUCAGAAGCUGCAGGAUGUGCUGCACGAGGCGCUGCAGGAUUACGAGGCGGGCCAGCACAUGGAGGACCCGCGCAGGGCCGGCAAGAUGCUGAUGACGCUGCCGCUCCUGAGGCAGACCUCCACCAAGGCGGUGCAGCACUUCUACAACAUCAAACUGGAAGGCAAAGUCCCCAUGCACAAACUUUUUUUGGAAAUGCUGGAGGCCAAGGUCUGACUACAGGCUUCCCGGGCCUUCCUAACCUGCACGCCGGAAAAGGGAAAACUAAACCCAAGAGCGAUGUCGAAGAAACUUAGCGUUUAGGCACCAACAUCAAAAAUCAACGGACUGCACUGAUCAUUUAGCAGCAAGACUAUGAAGCAGCUUUCAGAUUCCUCCGAAUCCUCCUGAUGCGUUUCUUUCUCCCUUUUCUCAUCUUCCUUCUGCCUUUCUUCCCUCCUUUCUCGUCCGCUUUACUGCUUUCUUUUCUGCCUCCCUGAGUCCUCCUCUCCCUCAUUUCGUGGCUUCCUUCACUACCGCUUCCCUUUCUCCUUCACUGCCUUCCUUCCCUCUUCCUUCUCCUCCUCCUCUUUUCUCCUCCUUCCCCUUUCUGCUCAACUGAACAUUUCUCUAGUUGUAAGGAAAUUGUCCCCUGCCUUGCCUUGCCUUGUCUGUCCUUCCUUCCUUUCCUUUUUCUUCCUUCCUUCCUUCCUUCCUUCCUUUUAUUUCUUCCUUCCUUCCUUCCUUUUAUUUCUUCCUUCCUUCCUUUCCUUUCUUCCUUUCCCUUCUUCCUUCCUUUCCUUUCCUUUCCUUUCCUUUCCUUUCCUUUCCUUUCCUUUCCUUUCCUUUCCUUUCCCCUUUCCUUUCCUCUUUCCUUUCUUUCCUUCCCCCCUCCCUCCCUCCCUUCCUUCCUUCUGCUGCUGAACUUUUAAGAGGUCUCUAACUGAAGUGAGAUGGAAGCCAGCCCUGCCAAAGGAUGGGGAUCCAUAAUAUGGAUACCAGUGAGCUUGUUGUGAACCAUGACGUCCCCAAUGACUAAGGAAUCAAAGCGAGAGAGAACCAACGUACCUAAAAGUACAGCGCAACACAGACCAAUUGACUUGAGUGCAGUAUUAGAUUUCACGGGAGCAGCCUCUAAUUAGACAACUUCAGCAACGUGGCAUCGGCUGCUUCUUAUCAUUGCUUUUCCAUCUAGAUCAGUUACAGCCAUUUGAUUCCUUAAUUGUUUUUUCAAGUCUUCCAGGUAUUUGUUAGUUUAGCUACUAUGUAACUUUUUCAGGGAAUAGUUUAAGCUUUAUUCAUUCAUGCAAUACUAAAGAGAAAUAAGAAUACUGCGAUUUUGUGCUGGCUUUGAACACUUACGAACAAUAAUGAAGGACAAAUGAAUCCUGAAGGAAGAUUUUUAAAAAAAAAAUGUUUUGUUUCUUCUUACAAAUGGAGAUUUUUUUGUACCAGCUUUACCACUUUUCAGCCAUUUAUUAAUAUGGGAAUUUAACUUACUCAAGCAAUAGUUGAAGGGAAGGUGCAUAUUAUCACGGAUGCAAUUUAUGUUGUGUGCCAGUCUGGUCCCAAACAUCAAUUUCUUAACAUGAGCUCCAGUUUACCUAAAUGUUCACUAACACAAAGGAUUAGAUUACACCUACAGUGGCUCCGAGUAGUCACGCACGUAAAGCACCGCACAUGGAGUACAGAUCCGUAGAAUGAUCAGGAGUGCGCCUCUCUACCUGGGAGGCACAGUUGCCAUAUGAUUUCUAGCUGCCAUGGUGGUUAGGAAUGAGAUACUGCCUGUUUGCAAAGUUACAGACCUUGUCUCCGAAGGAGCUGUGAGCCAGUAUUCAUUUAAGAGGCAAUAAGGCAAACGCCAGAAUUUGAGAAAAAAAAAAAAAAAAAACAAAAACAAACAAACAAACAAAUCAUCAAAGACAGCAGACGCCUGACCAAAUUCUAAAACCUAAUCUUUUAUGAGUUUAUUCAUUUAGGAAUGUUUGUUUAAAUUAAUCUGCAGGUUUUACCAAGAGCUAAGCCAAUAGGUGUGCUUCUCAACCAGUAUUGUCACAGCAAGAAAGUCAGUCAGGUUCCAGACUGUUAAGAGGUGUAAUCUAAUGAAGAAAUCAAUUAGAUGCCCCCCGAAAUCUACAGUCGCUGAAUAACCAAUAAACAGUAAC